AUGUUUAGAACAACCCCCCAGAGCUUCAAUAGCUUCCAAAAGAAGUCCUUGGGCUUUUUGGAAAAGCACCUAAGCACGUUCCACUUCUUUCCUCGCUUGCCAACAGAAUUGCGACUUGUGAUCUGGAAAGAGGCUUGCCGAGAUGAGCGCACCGUCACAGUGUUCUCGAGUGAUAGAGUUUUAGAUGCGAAAUUCUCUCAGGGUCAUGGCGACUUGCCAUUCUAUACCUUCAGGAGUCGUAAUUCAAUUCCGGGAGUCCUUCACGCAAACGGCGAAUCCAGAUUUAUCGCCAUGAAGUUCUAUUUACCCGUCUUUGACACGCGAAUGGAAUUCCCACUUGUUACCACAUUGGGUACUGGAACAGCGUCAUCCAUCUGGAUCAACCCUUCAACCGAUCUCAUCUGUCCUAUGACAUCCAUGACUGAUGACCAAUGCGACGCUUUGGCCCAGAAGAUGCGCGAUGUAAAGGUUGAACGCAUUGCUCUGAAUGAUUGUGCAUUCCAGAGAUCUGCAUCAAUUCCUUGCGACAAAUGGGGCACAUUCUCGACCCUAACGGGUCCUUUUUGGAUGAAUGAAGAUAUCAGAGAGGUCACAAUCUAUACCUCCCGAUAUUUGGUUCAACCUGAUGAAGACAUCGAAUUGACUAAGUUCGAUCGUAGGGCAGCAUUUCCUCCCAAGAUGAUGAAGUCGAAAAUGGAGAUUUCGCGUCUACAAAACACAUCUUUUGGGAAUCUUCAAAAGAUCCUGAAGAAACAACUUCUUGAAGAUGAGAAAAACAAGAAGCAUAGCCGAGAGUGCGUCAAGCUUGCUGCUUGUCCACAGUGGUUGUUUGACUGCCGUGGAAAAUGGACUAGACCAGAGCAACGAGAAAUGGUUGCAAAUUCUGUCAACUCCGUCACGAUUUUUGGGAUAUAG
Molecule: messenger RNA, 915 nt
Organism: Botrytis deweyae
Lineage: Eukaryota; Fungi; Ascomycota; Leotiomycetes; Helotiales; Sclerotiniaceae
Exons: 1
Coding region: 1-915 (304 amino acids)
Source: RefSeq, a predicted model, not a curated record